CAGGAGGGGAGCUCGUGCUGCUUGUUGCGGGAAUAUCACCUCUGUUGGACUUGGCUGAGGACUCGAGUACACGUUUUCUAUAGUAUCGACGUAGCAGAUAAUUUAAGUGGCGUUUUGUUCCAAACAAACUUGUAGACCCUGCACGUCUUUCCCGCCACUGUUUUUAAUGUGUUUUAUGUGUUUGCGCUCAACAGUCAGGUAGACUUAUGUGGGCAAAGUGUACAGGAGUAUCGGCGUGUGAAUUAUCCCGUGGAUGCGGCGUCGGGGUCGGUGUCUGAGCCCUGCAGGAGCAGCCUGUCAUAGGGCAUCAUGAUUUUUUUGGCUCUUCACAAGUGGACGAGGAAUAAUUCUCCGGAGAUGCUGCUGUUGGUGCAUAUGUUGUGGUUUUUCCCUUUGACUGGAGCGGCUCCUUCUUUGACCACCGAGCAGCUGGACACAGGGGUGGACUGGCUGAGCAAAUUUGGCUACCUCCCACCCCCUGACCCAGUGACUGGUCAGCUUCAGACCAAGGAGGCCCUGACCAAGGCCAUCAAAGCCAUGCAAAAAUUUGGCGGGCUGAAGGAGACCGGAGUCUUUGACCAAGCCACUCUAGGCCUUAUGAAAACACCCAGAUGUUCUCUGCCAGAUGUGUCCGAGGCUGAGGGGACGAUGGGCCGUAGGAAACGAAGCUCGACUCCUCAGAACAAAUGGAGUAAAAGGCAUCUAUCCUGGAGAGUGAGAACCUUCCCAAAGGAUUCAGCCUUACUGGGCAGGGACACUGUUCGAGCCCUGAUGUACUACGCUUUGAAGGUCUGGAGUGACAUCGCUCCGCUUAACUUUCACGAGGUGGCAGGAAGUGAUGCGGACAUUCAAAUAGACUUCACAAAGGCCGACCACAAUGAUGGCUACCCUUUUGAUGGGCCGGGGGGGACUGUGGCACACGCAUUUUUCCCUGGAGAGAGGUUCACAGCCGGGGAUACGCACUUUGAUGAUGACGAGGCCUGGACCUUCAGAUCUCCAGACUCUCAUGGGAUGGAUCUGUUUGCAGUUGCAGUCCAUGAGUUCGGUCAUGCCAUUGGCCUGGUCCACACCUCUGCCAUGGAGUCCAUCAUGAGGCCGUACUACCAGGGUCCUGUGGGAGACCCUCUGAAGUACGAUCUACCCUAUGAAGACAAGGUCCGUGUCUGGCAGCUCUACGGUGUCAGAGACUCAGUGUCCCACACAAACCGACCAGGCAACCCUUCCCAGACAGCUGAACCUCCUGUACUGCUUGACCUUCCUGAAAACAGAUCCACUUUCUUGCUGGCGCGAGAUGCCCCCGACAGAUGCACCAGUCACUUUGAUGCAGUGGCCCAGAUUCGAGGGGAGGCCUUCUUUUUCAAAGGAAAGUAUUUCUGGCGACUAACUCGAGAGAAACACCUGGUGUCUUUACGCCCGGCUCAGAUCCAUCGUUUCUGGCGGGGCCUCCCUACCAACCUGGACAGUGUGGAUGCUGUUUACGAGAGACCAGGAGACCAUAAAAUUGUAUUUUUUAAAGGGUUGAAGUACUGGGUAUUUAAAGAUAAUAUCGUAGAGGAGGGUUACCCUCGUCCAAUCAGUGACUUCGGCCUUCCCUCUGACGGUGUGGAUGCAGCUUUCGUUUGGCUCCACAAUGAUAAAACUUACUUCUUCAAGGACAACCAGUACUGGCGCUAUGACGACCACCUGAGGCGUAUGGACCUUGGUUAUCCUAAAGACAGCUUGCUGUGGAAGGGGCUGCCGCCCCAGCUGGAUGACGCCAUGAGGUGGUCUGAUGGCUCGUCCUAUUUCUUUAAGGGGAAGGAGUACUGGCGAGUGCCGGGUAGUGACAUGGAGGUGGAGGCAGGAUUCCCCCGCCUCAUUGCUAAAGACUGGCUCCUGUGCACAGAGAUGCAGUCUGACUCUCCGGACUCGGAGCCCAAAAGCACAGAGACGAGAGGCAACGUGCGCCAACACCCGGACCAUGCAGAGAACGGGUAUGAGGUGUGCUCCUGCACCUCGGAUUCUGCCUCACCGUUAGGUGCUCGACCCUCCCCCUCUCCCUUGUGGCUGCUGCCAUCUCUCUGGACGCUCUCACUGGCCCUCUGGUCUGAACUGCUAUGAUGCCAAAGCUCGGGACAGAACUCCUGAGCUGAUUGGUGGAGGGCUAGAGGACUAUCAGCGGAAGCAAAAACUCAAACUUUUCCUUCUUAUUAUAUCAUUUGGUAUGUUUUUGGGCUAAUUUUCUGUUAUUUAUUUUACAUGUCAUUUGGUGGGCUCUGCCAACUAAAGUAGUCAUUUAUAGAAAUCAAUACAGAAUCAAAACACUCACAAGGCUUAACAGAGAUAUGAUUGAAUGGGCACAUUGCCUCUUUCUACAAGGAAAGAGCUGACUGUACACUGCAAAAACUCAAAUCUUUGCAAUUGUCUUAUUUCUAGUAAGAAAUAUAUAUGAUCACACUACUUGUAAGCCACAUUUACCUGACAGGUCCAGGUAGAUAUCGUAUUUUGAGAUAUAGAUAGAAAAAAUCUCAUAAUAACUAAGAAAACCAGUCAACACUACGGUGAAUUCAGGCAUCUUUGUACACUUUUUAAUUUCUGUUAGCUGAAGCAGGGAAUGCUUCAGUAGAAAGUAGAUUAAGUAUCUAUGUAGCUAACAUAGCUGCUUUGUGAGAUUAGCUUUAAAUACCUUUGCCAUGUAGCUACGUUAGCUACGUAACUGCUUUAUCUGUUGUAAAGUAAGCUUUGCAAUGUGAGCUUAAGCAAUCAUAGCUAAAGCUAACGUAGCUAAGUAGAUGACCCUCUCAAAGUAUAUUACAUAGCUGCUUAGUAAGCUUAGCCUUAGCUACAUUAGCCACAUAGCUACAUUAGCUACGUAGCUGCAUUAUCUCUAGCAUAGUUACCUUUUGCUAUGUGAGCUUUACCAAAUGUAGCUAAAGCUAACUUAGCUACAUAGAUAAUGUAGAUACAUAGCUUCUGCAGCUGCUUUGUGAGCUUAGCUUUAGCUGCCUUGGCUGCAUGGCUACAAAGCUACGUUAGAUACUCUGCGUUGGAAUGUUCUGAUGGAGGAUGAUCUUUUUUCCUGUAAGUACACUGCUUACUUGGCCUCUCUUAUUUAACAGUUUGUUGUCAGGUUUUUAAUUUAAUUUGUAACUUUUGGUAUCCUAACGGUUACCUAAACUCUUACCCUAACCCUAAACAGAAGUUUAAUCUUGUGUUAUUUAACACAUUUUAGUGUGCAUUUCUGUUCUGAGAUGUACACUAUUUCAGAUGAAUAUUCUGUGAGAGUGGCUGUCAGAGAUAAACGGUCUGCAGCCAAACUGUGUCCAGGCCUACCUCUACACAGUUUGUCACCCUUCGACUGCAUAGAACAGAUUACCUAGUGUGAGUGUGCUAUAAAUUUGUAAGCUGCGUCUUAUUUCAUGACAUUUAAGUGAAAUUUCUUGCUGCGUUGGCAGAGAUAUUCUUCUGGCCUUGUUUUUGGCUCAUUAUAAACUGAAAUAAGAUGUUUAUUUUGAACUUUUGGUGAAUGUGGUUAACAUGAGUGUAAUGAAAUAUUUGCAACAAGAAAUAAGACAAAUGACUUGAUUAGAAUUUGAGUUUGUGCAUUUAAAUGUUUUCCAAGAGCACCUACAGUGAUUUUCUUCAUGUGCAGCAGGUUUAUAGAAACAGUGACUCAGAUGUAAAGUAGAUGAAUUGACCUGAUAAGCAGCUAAAAAAGGGGAACAAAAGGCCAAAAUGAACACAUUUAGGGAUUGUACAUCACAUUAAAGUACUCUGAAAAGAAAGCAUUAAAAUAGAGGUAGAGAUGACCAAAAAAGAAACAUUUUCACAACCCAAUCUCUACAAAUGUAGAUGUUUCUAACAGUUUCUGCCCUCAUGACAAAACAUUGAAGGCAAAAAUAAUUUUGUUUCUCCUUUUUUAUCACAUGUCCAAUUUGAAAUCCAAUUGGAAAACUCCACAGUCGAGUGUCUUUGCAGACACAAUGUCAGUGUGACUCUGGAUUAUCUGCAGGAUUCAGGGAGAUUGUUUGUCCCUCAAUUUAAAGCUAUGGGGAAAAGAGUUUGCAACAAAGUCUGUAGAUUAUCCCAAUAACAUGGACAAUGUUUCUGAAAGGACACAUUGCCUAAAACUUUGAAGUUUUAAAGCAUUUUUAAAGCUCCAUGCAGCGCUGAAGACAUAAAAUCAAAACUACUUGCAUGGCAGGAUAGAACCAAAGGUAACUGAGUGUAGUGGGUAACUGACCUUUAAAUAAACCCCAGAGUCCAAACACAUACACUCGCGCAUCCAUCCAUGCUCAUCACCUUGACAGCAAGCUUGUGAUAAGCAUGAAUGUUUUGGCUCCUGCUCUCGCAGAAAGUGUCCAAACUUCUUGCAGUCAGAUCUGUGAGGAUGGACAGCUGAGUAGGUGUAUUGUUUGUCAGCAUAGGUUUCCUUGCGUAAAUUCCUUAGUUUGAUUCUAAAGUCAAAAAAUUGCAGCUUAAAUACUGUUUUUGUUUUCACUGGCUCAAUAUUUUUAUCUCUGGUUUGAAAGCAUUCCCUGCUCUUGGUUCAGUUGUAACAUUUGUAUCAAAAUCAGGCGAGGUAAUAUUGCUGUUAAUUUUACAUGGCAGGUCAUAGAGUUUAAAGGGGCUUUUUGUGACUGCUGAGUAUUUCUUUUACUGUCUUUAGCUCCUUCUGAAGACAAGAGUCACAGCUUGACUCCUGAUUUAUUCUUGCUGUAAAGAUAUAUUUACCUAUAGACUGAGUUGAACGGUUCUGCACUUAUUGCAGCACCAAGUGGACUGUGUAUAUUUUAAGCUGUGUUUUCUAAUGUAAAAUAUUUUUGUAAAAAAUAAAUUAAAACAAA
Messenger RNA from Cheilinus undulatus (humphead wrasse), 4826 nucleotides. RefSeq names its product matrix metalloproteinase-17-like. Bases 310 to 2100 code for a protein of 596 amino acids. The transcript is spliced from 10 exons. Gene Ontology annotation, molecular function: metalloendopeptidase activity; zinc ion binding. The record is from RefSeq and is a predicted model, not a curated record. Gene Ontology annotation, cellular component: extracellular matrix. Gene Ontology annotation, biological process: proteolysis; extracellular matrix organization; collagen catabolic process. NCBI's taxonomy places the organism in Eukaryota, Metazoa, Chordata, Actinopteri, Labriformes, Labridae.